This is a messenger RNA of Phyllostomus discolor (pale spear-nosed bat), 4205 nucleotides long. RefSeq names its product phosphofructokinase, muscle (gene PFKM). The transcript has 23 exons. The record is from RefSeq and is a predicted model, not a curated record. Gene Ontology annotation, cellular component: membrane; cytoplasm; 6-phosphofructokinase complex. Gene Ontology annotation, molecular function: fructose-6-phosphate binding; ATP binding; monosaccharide binding. Lineage: Eukaryota; Metazoa; Chordata; Mammalia; Chiroptera; Phyllostomidae. Gene Ontology annotation, biological process: fructose 6-phosphate metabolic process; canonical glycolysis; fructose 1,6-bisphosphate metabolic process. The coding region runs from base 180 to 2522 and encodes 780 amino acids.
GGAGGCGGAGCCUCUCUGCCGGCCUCGGCCAGUGGAGGUUCGGAAGCCUCUCCUCCUUCCCCUCCUUGUCGCCUCCACCUGGCUCCUCCCCGUGUUCGCCACGCUCCCCUCCCCCCUUAUCCAAGGACAGUGUGCGAGAAAGCCGCGUUCGAGACGAGCUAAAACAAAAAGAGUGGAUCAUGACCCAUGAAGAGCAUCAUGCGGCCAAAACCCUGGGGAUCGGCAAAGCCAUCGCCGUGUUGACCUCCGGUGGAGAUGCCCAAGGAAUGAAUGCUGCUGUCAGGGCUGUAGUCCGAGUUGGUAUCUUUACUGGUGCCCGUGUCUUCUUUGUCCAUGAGGGUUAUCAAGGCCUGGUGGAUGGUGGAGAGCACAUCAGGGAAGCCUCCUGGGAAAGUGUUUCGAUGAUGCUUCAGCUGGGAGGCACAGUGAUCGGAAGUGCCCGGUGCAAGGACUUUCGGGAACGAGAGGGACGACUCCGAGCUGCCCAGAACCUGGUGAAGCGUGGGAUCACCAAUCUGUGUGUCAUUGGGGGAGAUGGCAGCCUCACUGGAGCUGACACCUUCCGUUCCGAGUGGAGUGACUUGUUGAGUGACCUCCAGAAAGCGGGUAAGAUCACGGCUGAGGAGGCUAAAAAGUCUAGCUACCUGAACAUCGUGGGCCUGGUUGGCUCAAUUGACAAUGACUUUUGCGGCACCGACAUGACCAUUGGCACGGACUCUGCCCUGCACCGGAUCAUAGAGAUUGUAGAUGCCAUCACCACGACUGCUCAGAGCCACCAGAGGACGUUUGUACUGGAAGUGAUGGGCCGGCAUUGUGGAUACCUGGCCCUUGUCACCUCUCUCUCCUGUGGUGCUGACUGGGUCUUUAUCCCUGAAUGUCCACCAGAUGAUGACUGGGAGGAACACCUUUGUCGCCGGCUCAGCGAGACAAGGACCCGCGGCUCUCGGCUCAACAUCAUCAUUGUGGCCGAGGGGGCGAUUGACAAGAACGGGAAGCCGAUCACCUCUGAAGACGUCAAGAAUCUUGUGGUAAAGCGUCUGGGAUAUGACACUCGGGUCACUGUCCUGGGUCACGUGCAGCGGGGCGGGACGCCGUCAGCCUUUGACCGGAUCCUGGGCAGCAGGAUGGGCGUGGAAGCCGUGAUGGCACUACUGGAGGGGACCCCCGACACCCCGGCCUGUGUGGUGAGCCUCUCUGGCAACCAGGCUGUGCGCCUGCCUCUCAUGGAGUGUGUCCAGGUGACCAAAGACGUGACCACAGCCAUGAAUGAGAAGAAGUUCGAUGAGGCCAUGAAACUGCGAGGCCGGAGCUUCAUGAACAACUGGGAGGUAUACAAGCUUCUGGCUCACGUCCGACCCCCAGUAUCUAAGACUGGCUUGCACACAGUGGCCGUGAUGAAUGUGGGGGCCCCAGCAGCAGGCAUGAAUGCUGCCGUCCGCUCCACCGUGAGAAUUGGCCUUAUCCAGGGCAACCGCGUCCUGGUUGUGCAUGACGGCUUCGAGGGCCUGGCCAAGGGUCAGAUCGAGGAAGCUGGCUGGAGCUACGUGGGGGGCUGGAUUGGCCAAGGCGGUUCUAAACUUGGGACUAAAAGGACUCUGCCCAAGAAGAACUUAGAACAGAUCAGUGCCAACAUCACUAAGUUCAACAUUCAGGGCCUUGUCAUCAUCGGGGGCUUCGAGGCUUACACAGGGGGCCUGGAGCUGAUGGAGGGCAGGAAGCAGUACGACGAGCUCUGCAUCCCAUUUGUGGUCAUUCCUGCUACGGUCUCCAACAACGUCCCGGGCUCGGACUUCAGCGUGGGGGCUGACACGGCACUCAACACGAUCUGCACGACCUGUGACCGCAUCAAGCAGUCGGCAGCAGGCACCAAGCGGCGGGUGUUCAUCAUUGAAACCAUGGGCGGCUACUGCGGCUACCUGGCCACCAUGGCGGGGCUGGCAGCUGGGGCCGAUGCUGCCUACAUUUUUGAGGAGCCCUUCACCAUUCGAGAUCUGCAGGCGAAUGUUGAACAUCUGGUGCAAAAGAUGAAAACAACUGUGAAGAGGGGCUUGGUGUUAAGGAAUGAGAAGUGCAACGAGAACUACACCACUGACUUCAUUUUCAACCUGUACUCUGAGGAGGGCAAGGGCAUCUUCGACAGCAGGAAGAACGUGCUCGGCCACAUGCAGCAGGGUGGGAGCCCAACUCCGUUUGACAGGAAUUUUGCCACUAAGAUGGGCGCCAAGGCUAUGAACUGGAUGACGGAGAAAAUCAAAGAGAGCUACCGUAAUGGGCGGAUCUUUGCCAACACUCCAGACUCGGGCUGCGUUCUAGGCAUGCGUAAGAGGUCCCUGGUCUUUCAGCCAGUGACGGAGCUGAAGGAACAGACCGAUUUUGAGCACCGCAUCCCCAAGGAACAGUGGUGGCUGAAGCUGAGGCCCAUCCUCAAAAUCCUAGCCAAAUAUGAGAUCGACCUGGAUACCUCGGAGCACGCUCACCUGGAGCACAUCAGCCGGAAGCGGUCCGGAGAAGCUCCUGUCUAGACGUCUUUGGGGUGAGGGGAACGGGUGGUCUCCUCACGGUCAGCUCAUCCCUGGCAGAUCCACACGUCCAUAUGUUCUCAAGUGUUCUAGUUCAUUUUUCAUUAGGUUUCCUUCUACUUUGUAACUGCAGCCAAGGUCAGCUCUGGCUAGGGGGCGACGAGUGAAAGCUUGUUUUAGGUAGAAUUUAUCGUGAUUUCUACCCCAGCUUCAUUCAUCACACAAAGCUGGGCUCAUCUAGUGCCACUGCUAGAUUUCAGUUACUCGGUUAGAACUUUCCUAAAAAUAAGCUUUAUUUAUUUCUUUGUGAUAACAAAGUCCUAGUUCCUCUACUACUUCUGCUACAGUGACAAACAAUAACUACACUAAUAAAUGCCAACUGGUCACUGUGCUCAUGGAUCUCCUGUUAUGACCUUCACAAGUAGAACGUAGUGCGACCAGACUCCGCCCAGACAGAACACUGGGAAGGUGCAGCCUGUGCGGUCGCCCAUGGACUCCUGCGCCGUCUCUGGGCUGUGUACACAGGGUCCCAGAACAUAGGACGCUAGUCUUCACCCUCAUCCCGCACAGGUCGCCCCUGUGUCCUCAGCACCAGUACCGUGCUCCGGGCUCCCUUAAGCCAGAGUCGUAUUUCACCUGUUGAUCAUGUACCCCAUACACCCAUUACCCAGAGUUGCUUUUUUCCAACAUGAUCUCUCCUCCUCCACUGAUUGCCCCAAAUCCUCCUUCCUGGAUGAGAGCCAGAUGCCGUCUGUGGGGAGAAGUACACAUUUAGGAAACUUGGGAAAUUGAGACACCCAGUCUGGAACCUGGUUUGGUUGAAACACUGUUUUGGAAAGAUGUCAGUUCUUAUUCAGCUUAAUUUCUCUGUUCCAUAACAGUAACUUCUACCUCCUUAUUAGCCAAGUGCUCCAGUGAUGCUGCUGGCCUUCAGGACUGGAGCUACAAAUCACGCCCCAAAGGGUCAGCAUGGUGCCCUGCCAAUGCCGGGCUUGAACUCCAGCGCCAAUAACCAGGUCCCGGCUCGCACAGGUGCAUAGUCCUCCCAGCGCACCAUUUCCUCGCUUGCUUGAUGGAGCAGGAAGAAGGUUCAGGCUUACAAGGGGUGGGAGAAGGGACUGUCUCUAGUACAUCACUUUCACUGGCUGUUCGAAGUAUUACUGCUAUACCCUAAAAACAAUCUAAGUGUAGUGACCGAGAAGGCUGGUCAGAGGCCAGCAUUAGAGCAGCCAAAUGCUCUUUGUAUAGGAAUUAAUGAUACAUAUCAAGCACUGUUGUCAGUGAGUCCUCAAACAGCCUGUGAGCGGGGUGGUGGCAGCCCCAUUUUGGAGAGGAGGGCACUGGAGCUCAGGGUGUUUAAAUAACGUGCAGAAAGUAGGAACAGGAGAAAUUGCCAGAGUUGCUUUUAGAAUUGUUUAUUUUUUUUUUAAGUAAGCAAAAACACCAAUAGCAAAAGGGCAAAAGCAGGUACACUUCUUUAAAUUGGCUAUGCUGGCAGAUUGUUUACUUGUAGUUCCCAAUUGACUUUUUUUUUAGUUUUUCAAAUUUGCAUACAGGUCAUUGAAGAUCAAUGAUAACUUGAUCUAGUUUAGGAACAUGAAAAUGCGUAUUGUCGACUAAACAUUGCGUAUUGUCGACUAAACAUUGUUCACUAAAACAUCUUUUUUGGGGUAGGCGGCCAUCUCA